Aspergillus thermomutatus is the source of this 3075-nucleotide messenger RNA. RefSeq names its product putative C6 transcription factor. The record is from RefSeq and is a predicted model, not a curated record. The coding region runs from base 1 to 3075 and encodes 1024 amino acids. Gene Ontology annotation, biological process: regulation of DNA-templated transcription. Lineage: Eukaryota; Fungi; Ascomycota; Eurotiomycetes; Eurotiales; Aspergillaceae. Gene Ontology annotation, molecular function: DNA-binding transcription factor activity, RNA polymerase II-specific; zinc ion binding. The transcript has 7 exons.
AUGGUCUACCUCGGUCCCUCUCGAGGAUGCGAAACAUGCAAACGGCGGAGGAAGAAGUCAUGCCUGCGAUGCCGCAAUUCAAACCGCACAUGUGGCGGCUAUGACGAACAGGCCAGCAAGACCCUGAUCUUCCGACGGAACCACACGCAGACCCCAAAUCCGACGCGCACAGACUGGGCGACUGUAGAGCCCCUCGCGCGAAAGUGUAGUCUACCAAUCCGAGCACCGUAUCCCGGCACAGAUAUCCUGCCGGAUGACGCUGUCCCAAAAGAAGUGAGCGAGGACGGGGUAGUGGCGUAUGCAGUGCGGGCAUUCUUCUAUGACUUUUCCAUAUCAGCACUGGAUAGCACAUCUGUUGGCUUUCUCAAGGAUCUGGCGGCAAAGAUCCAGCAAACAGGGCUGGAUUCGGUUCUUGCAAAGGCCUGCACGAUGAUUGGCUAUGCGAAUCAUGCUAGGAAGCUUCGUCGACCGUCUUUUACGACCAAGGCAGAGGUGCUGUACCAUGAGCUGCUAAGGUUUCUGGCGAAAGAGAUUGCGACAGUGUCCGGGGAAGACAGGUCAGAUCUUAUUCAGCUGGCUUGGCUGAUGGGUCUGUACGAGGUGGUCGUGGCUGAUGAGACACGACUUGAGCAAAUUGAUGUACAUGUUAGAGGGAUAGUGGGGAUGCUGCAAGUCGAGAACUCACCCUUGGGCUUUGUCCGUGGAGCAUUUUCUGCUUGCUCCCUUUUUCCUAGUGCACCGAGCUUGCCACAUUCGGUCAAUGACCUGGGACGUCUACAAGACAUCUUGUUUGACAUAGGCCCUCUGCGGAUGGAAGCAGAACUUGUCCUUGCGGAUUUGGCAUUAACUGAGUCACAUCUCGUUGCCCUUCGACAGAGGGUAAGCAUCCUUAAUAAUCGUCUAGCAAAAUGGGAGGAGAGUGUUGCGCCGGAGAGCAAACCCGUCACAAUAGGCCACAUACCAGCGGGUAAUAGCUCGUAUAUUGAAGUCGGAUACUGGCCUGGGCCAUUACACAUGUAUAUUGAUCUUCGCGCGGCAGCCAUCUUGAACAUUAGUCGCGUUGCGCGAUGCUACCUCCUCGACCUCAUCUUCAGGCUCAAUGAUAUGCAGGCCGACGGGGAGGACGAUGGUCAAGAGAUAGAUGAGGCUGUCCAGCUCAUUCAGGACUUUACCUCUUCGAUCCCGUACCACCUAGUCGAAGACUUGCAUUCAUUCUUCGCAAUUGUGCAACGUGGCCAUCGCAUCGAAGAACCCGGACGCGCAGUUGGAGGAUUACUGCUAAUGUAUCCACUGUACAUUGCUUCUCGGCUAUCCAUCGUACCACUGGAAAUGCAGGACUACUUCAGACGGUGUCUGUUCUGGAUUGGGCAAAACAUGGGUGUUGGACAUGCCUCCCUACUAUCUAAUUUUGGACCGCACGAGCGCAGGGUGAAGAAAUAUCUCGAAGAAGCAACCAGAGGUCUGUUCCCUCGGCCUAGAAUUCCAUGCCUGACAGAGCUAGAAUCCAUACUCGAAGAUCUCAGAAACGCACUCCGUUCUCGAUGGGCUGGCGCUAAAGACGUGUGGUCUAUUUUCGCGUCGCACUCCUUCCGAGAUGGAUAUGAAGCGUACUGGGACGUCGAGAGCUUCCGCCAGUUUCUCGCCAGCCGACAUCCGGGUAUCGCUUCCCAUGAGACGACGUAUCUGCUCUGGCGGUGUCUGCAUUUCUACGCGCAUCAUCCAUUCCCGCACAGUUCUCGCGGGAGCAGGAUCGAUGAAAAGGGGUUCCAGCGGGCGAUUGCCCUCCUUGCGUUUCGAGGAACAGGUUUACUAGGGACGCAGGAGCGGGGGGAUUACUACUGGCGCGAUGACGAGGCAGCAUUUCAGCAAGCUGACUUUCGGAGGAUCGUGAGAAGCCUUAGUGAGCUUUCGAUAUACUAUCCUGCGGAGCAUGAGUCGACUGUGACGGAUGUAAUGGACGUCCUGGCUACGACGCUGCCUCACUCGACGGCGCUGGCGCCGUCGCCGGAUCAGCUGCGAGAUGCUGCUCUGCGGAUACUACCUCAGCCAUCCACGGGGUAUCGUCUUUUUCGAGACGGGUUCUCGUUGUUCGUCCGGUUACUCCUGCAGUUGAGACUGUGGGACGUCCAGGGGUCAUGUUUGCCGUCUGGGAUAUUCAGCGACGAAUCUGAUUGCCAGAAACUGGCAGAGAGCAUCACCGAGGCGAUUUCUAAUGAAGAUCAGACAAUUGAUCCUGGGAUCGUGACUGACGUUCUGCCAGGUGUUCGCGAGCGAUUCUACCACUUCUGGGGCGUCAUAUUCCAGCCCCAAAGUUUACGUGAUAAGAUCGUACCUCCAGAGGAAUGUUUACCGAACCGUACCCUGGCGGCAGUUUCUCUCCUGCUUUCAGUCGCCACGAGGGAUGCGUCUUGGCCACGGCAAUUGCUACAGACGCAAGACCUGGGAAUGGACAAUCUGCUUGAACAAAUACGUGGCGGUCGCAAUCCACAUAUUGUAUUGUUCACAAAUGAGACUUGCACAGCUGUGUUAGGGGCAUAUAUCCCCAAUCCUUCGAGCCGUGACACAGAAUCACAGUGCACCAGCAACAGCCCGCUGGACGAUAGCGGUCACUUUCUCUUUCAGCUAAGUCCGAGGUUUUGCCUGCUACGGUCGAUCAAAUCAAAUUCAUCGCUGGAAGAGUUGUUCCGUGCUGACAGCGUAUCCUCACUCGAGAGUACGACAAUGGAUGAGAAACCGUCACGCCCUUAUACCGUAGGCCAUAUAGGCGCGGGAAGAGGGACUCGUCUGCGCGUUGAUCCACAGAGUCUGACAGUUACAAUGGUGGUCGAUCUGGACGAAUCAAGUGAAGAGAGAGCCAUCUACACAGAUGUGUGCAGGCGGCAGAACGGGCAAUGGGAGCUUACUGUCCAUCCUGCGCAACUCCAUAUACUCCGCGUUAGGCCCAGCGCCAGCACACCGACUUGGAGCAGGAAUACAAACAGCGAGGCGGUAAUCAGUGGAGAGGAAUUGAGGAACAGGAUUCAUGGUUUUGGCUCUACGAACAGCGAAAUACCCAAGCCUGGGGCUCAAGAUUGA